UGGUUUCUGUUUCUCAGCAGUAACAUGAAGAUGCAGAGCCCCCACAACCUGCUGUUCCUCCUGUGCAUCCCCCUGAGUUGUGUUUCCAGUGCACGGUUGAUCCAUGUGUCUGGAUAUGAGGGGAGAGAAGUAAAUGUAUCCUGUCCCUAUGGAGGGGGUUUUGAGUCUUUUGAGAAGUACCUGUGCAAGAAUGACUGUGGCAACACUGAUGAUGUUCUAAUUACAACGACACAAGCAAAGAGGAACAGGUACUCCCUCCGUGAGGACAAACAGAGACGAAUCAUCAAAGUAACCAUUUCUGAUCUGAGACGUACGGAUACUGGGACAUACUGGUGUGGGGUGACAAGGGCUUUUAAGGAUGUCUACCCUGCUGAAGUAAAACUGGAGGUAUUGCCAGUGUGGUGCUGUGUGAAAUCAAACAAAUUGAGCGGCAUUGUGGGACGUCCAGGAACUUUGCAGUGUCCAUACCCACCACAACACAGGCAUAACAGGAAGUUCCUCUGUAAGGGAGACCACCAUAACAACUGUACAGACAUGGUGACGAGUCAGAGCAGGUUCACGCUGCAAGAUGACGUUUCUUCCAGCUCUUUCACGGUGCUGAUCAUGGAGCUGAGAGCAGGGGAUGCUGGGACAUACUGGUGUGGUUCAGACUCACAGUGGAGUCCUGCUGACUACACACAGAUUCAGCUGUCACUAGUCAUUCCACCACUGACCAGCACUGUGACCCCUGACAUCACUGUAGAACCUGUUGGAUCACAAUCAACACAUAUCCCUGACAAACACAUCAAAGAUGUUUCACCUGUUCUCGUAGUGGUUUUUGUUGUACUUGCUGUACUCCUGAUAUUGGCAUUUACCCUGGUCGUAAUUUAUAAAUGCCACCGGAAAGGACAAGAAGUCAGCUUGAGCAGAAAUAUAACAAAGACUGCUGAAGCAGAAGAAACGAUGUAUGAAGUUCAAGGAGAUGUAGCGUGCUCAACCAUGGGCUCCUCCAAGCAACAGAGCAUGUUGUACCAUAACAAGGCAGGUGAAGACCAACAAGAGUCUGUGUAUCAAAACAUCACCAGGGCAGAGGAUAUCUACUGUAAUCUGUAACAACAGCUCAACAGUGUCUGUAUUGUCUCAGAGAGCAGCUGACCAACACACAUUCAUGUCUAAUUGUGUUCAUACCUUAAUUGUCUCGACCAGGUUGGCCUUUGUGAUUAAUCUAUACCAUGAGAGAUAUUUGGUGCUGUAACUCAUAUUCAUGGCUUUAUUCUGAUUUUGCUCAGGCUCUUUUACUUUCACAUUUAUCAUGAUUUCUAAGUGUUAAUAGGGCCUUGUGGUCCUGUUCAGUGCUGUUUCUGUACCAGACUGUGAUGAUCCCUGUCAGCACAACACUGUCUGUUCAUACAGUCAUUCUGCUGAUGUUUUGGGGUCAACAGGAGUGUAAGCUCAGGACCCACUGUGCUUUGGUAAACUAAAAGGAUGAGAAAUUAAACACUGAAGUAUAUAAUCUAGAAAAAGGGUAGGCAACCUGCAGCUCUGCAGCCCCAUGCGGCUCUUUAGACCCUCUCCAGUAGCUCCCUGUGGCUUUGAAUUAAAUUAUCUGGAAAUGAAUAAUGGUUAUUUUUUAACAUCAGGAUUUUCAUUUGUCAUUAUACUUGGCCUAAAGUGAUUACUGCAUUCUACAUUUGUAAAAAUGUGUAACAUAUACAUCAAAUUAAAAAAUGUUUGAAUGUU
This is a messenger RNA of Epinephelus moara (kelp grouper), 1719 nucleotides long. Its product is annotated as CMRF35-like molecule 8. The record is from RefSeq and is a predicted model, not a curated record. The coding region runs from base 25 to 1092 and encodes 355 amino acids. The transcript has 7 exons. NCBI's taxonomy places the organism in Eukaryota, Metazoa, Chordata, Actinopteri, Perciformes, Serranidae.